Molecule: messenger RNA, 1815 nt
Organism: Hippocampus zosterae (dwarf seahorse)
Lineage: Eukaryota; Metazoa; Chordata; Actinopteri; Syngnathiformes; Syngnathidae
Product: acyl-CoA-binding protein-like
Exons: 4
Coding region: 163-423 (86 amino acids)
Biological process (GO): fatty acid metabolic process
Molecular function (GO): fatty-acyl-CoA binding
Source: RefSeq, a predicted model, not a curated record
GGUUAAAUUGAACAAUAGUUGAUCAGGGGAAUCGUGUUCCUGCUUGCUGAUGAGGCGUACAAAGGUGCCUCCCACAUUUACUCGACAGCAGCAACCGCUGACAAGGCUGCAACCUGGAAUCUAAGUUCACCACUUUUAAAGCGUCUCCUCCUCACUGCGGCCAUGACGGAAAGCUUUGAGAAAGCAGCGAGCGAGGCGAAGAAACUGAAAACACAGCCUAACCGUGAAGAAGUGAAUGAGCUGUAUGGGUUAUACAAGCAGGCCACGAAUGGGGACCUUGCGUCUGAUCGUCCAGGGAUAUUCGACAUCUUGGGAAGACGAAAAUGGGAUUCAUGGAUGGGAAAGAAAGGUCUGUCCAAAGAAGAGGCAAUGGCCGCCUAUGUUGAAUUGGUGGAGAAGCUGAAAAGAAAAUAUGGAAUCUAAAAUCUUGUUCUCACAAAUAAGUCUCAUUUUCUUUGUAAUGUUGUAGCCCAUUUAAAAAAUAAUGCAAUGGCAAUUUUUAUUGAUUGAUUCUAUUGAUUUGUAUUCUGAAAUUGAAGCUCGAGUUAAUCGUAUGGUAGCACUUAAAUUUCAAUCGUAAUAUAUUAAAAAUAGAUCCACAUUUGUACAGACAAUUGUUAUCCAAAGACUAUUUUGUGGGCCUCUUUUAAAAAAAAAUUUCAGCGUGUACCUGAAGCAUAAUGCAAAACAGUGUGCACACGGCACAUUCUUGUUUGCCGUCUGCAUAGAUGUUGACAUCGAAAUGACUUCGAUCCAUCCAUUUUACAAUCCGCUUAUCCUCACAAGGGUCGCGGAGCGUGCUGGAGCCUUUCCCAGCUGUCUUCGGGCAGUAGGCGGGGAACACCCUAAACUGGUUGCAAGACGUUAACAACGUACACAAAGACAAACAACCAUUCACGCUCACACCAUCAACCUGCCACGCAUGUUUUUGGCACUUAACACUAGCUAAAAACUGCUCUCUGUGCACAUAUACAGUAAGGGUAGAACAGUUCACUAAAUCCAUGGUGUGGUUCCGUUCUCGGUUUGUGCUCAUGGCUUUAGGGUCUUAGAAGAAUCUAUUGCCCUGUAGUUUCACAUGAAAAUGUGUAAUCACAGCAUUAUUUUUAAUUACCGGUACUAGGAUUAUUAUCGUCAUUGUAGGAUUAUUAUUUGAAUGAUUUUCAUUCUUUUUCUAUUCUUUCCAGUGGCACAAAGUGGCAAGUAUAACAAAUAACUGCACUUCAGCUGGAUGGUAAAAGGUACAAGCAACCACCAUCUGUAGCCAACUGUUGCCCUUCAGUCAUGUUUCUCUGCAUCAGCUUUGUAUUCAACUAGACAAGCCGAAACUGAGCGAGUGCAUUUGGGAUCAUUAUUUCAGUAUCCAUAAUUUUGUGAUCUUUGUUUGGUGGUUUACCAUGAGGUUGUUUCUGAUGCAAAAUAUGUGUAAUGGCACUCCAGGUUGGAAAACAUUGACCUAAUUAGUCUCCUUAACUGUGUGGGUUUUCUCCGGGUACUCCGGUUUCCUCCCACAUUCCAAAAACAUGCAUGGCAGGUUGAUUGAACACUCCAAAUUGUCCCUAGGUGUGAGUGUGGAUGGUUGUUCGUCUCUAUGUGCCCUGCGAUUGGCUGGCAACCGGUUCAGGGUGUCCCCGCCUACUGGCCGAAGACAGGUGAGAUGGGCUCAAGCACCCCCGCGACCCUUAUGAGGCUAAAGCGGAUCGGAAAAUGAAUGAAUGAAUGAAUGAAUAUGUACUGUAUAUGUGUAAGCGUGUGUACAGUAUGUCGUUUUUUCAUGUUGUCAUGACGGCGUGUAUACUCUAAUAAGGCUGUAAAGAA